UUCUUUCCAAUUGGCUGUCUCGUCGCCUCUCCUUCUGAACACGGUUCAGAGGUCAACAUGAGUUCCACGCCGUCGCACAAGCCGCGCGGAAAGAGAAGGAGAAAUGAAUUGUCUUCAUUGGGUGUCGGUCCAGGCAUCGUACGGAUCAGAAAUGGCGUCCAGCAGCCUGGAUUCCCUCUCGUCGCCUUCCUAUGGCCCGCGAAGGGCGCCUCGCAAUGGAUAGUAUUACCCUGUGUGCUCAUGGUCGCGGCCCUGUUUAGAUGGGCGACAGGAUUCUGGGGCUAUUCAGGAUUUCGGUCUCCUCCAAUGCAUGGGGACUUCGAAGCACAAAGACAUUGGAUGGAAAUCACCACGCAUCUACCCAUCUCGCAAUGGUAUUUUUACGAGCUGCUCUGGUGGGGCCUGGAUUACCCUCCAAUGACAGCGUACCACAGCUGGAUUCUAGGAAAGAUCGGUUCGCAGUUCGAUCCGACCUGGUUCGCGCUCGAUGCAUCUCGUGGCCUUGAUGACCCGGGUUUAAAAGUGUACAUGAGAGCGACGGUCCUCAUAUCCGAAUACCUGACCUACAUCCUUUUCAUCAUAGGCUUCGUCCGCCGCUAUCUUCGGAGACAACACGUCGACUUGUGGGAUUCGAAUAUUGCUCUGACUGCUGUGCUGAUGCAGCCCGCAACGCUUCUCAUAGAUCAUGGACAUUUCCAGUACAAUACCGUCAUGCUCGGUUUUGCCGUUGCGUGUAUGUCGAAUUUGGUGCAGGAGAAAUACGCUCUUUCCUGUGUGGACUUCGUCAUCUGUUUAUCCUUCAAGCAGAUGGGGUUGUUCUAUGCUCCUGCCGUGUUCGCCUAUCUUCUAGGAAGCUGCAUUUUCCCUCGAAUCAAUAUUUCGAGAUUCCUACGCAUUGCCAUCACUACUGUAGUGGCGUUCGCCGGUGUUUUUGCACCUCUCAUCCUUGGCUCGCUUUUCGACGCAAAAAGGGGGAUCCAGGUGCCUCAAGUGCCGACUCCGCCUCUUCUCAAGGCGUUGCCUGUCGUCAUUGAUGAAAGGGCUUGGUAUUAUCCACCAAUGCUCCAGAUUGCGCAGGCCAUCCACCGCAUCUUCCCGUUCGCUCGAGGUCUUUUUGAGGACAAGGUUGCAAAUAUAUGGUGCACCAUUCACACAUUCCACAAGUUACAUGUCUAUCCGUCAUCUACUGUUCAGCGUCUCGCUCUGGCAGCGACAACAACGGCGAUUAUUCCACCUUGUACUAUUCUUCUCCUCCGGCCACGCAAAGAUUUGAUCUUGUUAGGCUUCUCCACCGUUGCGUGGGCCUUCUUCCUCUGCUCGUACCAAGUACACGAAAAAAAUGUUCUUUUACCGCUAUUACCUAUGACAUUACUACUCACUGGCAAGAACGGUCUCAGUUCGUCCGUCCGUAGUUGGGUCGGUUUUGCAAACAUGCUUGGCUCGUGGACAAUGUUUCCACUUUUGAAGCGUGACGAGCUGCGUGUGCCAUAUUUUAUACUGACACUUCUUUGGGCAUAUCUACUAGGUUUGCCGCCCGUAUCACUCUCAGCAUACAAAAAUGAUGAACGUGGUGGUGUUGGCCUCUUUUCGAAGUUGGUCCAUCUUACUUGUUACACAGCCAUGAUAGCGUGGCACAUCGCGGAGGCCUUUGUCAAGCCACCUCAGGGGAAACCUGAUCUUUGGGUUGUUGGAAACGUAUUGUUAGGAGCCGCCGGUUUUGGCCUAUGCUAUCUGUGGUGUCUCUGGAAUCUCGUACUGAGGAGCGGCUUAUUACGGUUAGGAAUGCGUUCGAAAGACGCGUGAAACAGUGUAGAUAAGUUUCAUUAAAGAUACCCAAUUGCAUGAUUUAAGAG
This is a messenger RNA of Verruconis gallopava, 1853 nucleotides long. RefSeq lists its product as uncharacterized. Gene Ontology annotation, biological process: protein N-linked glycosylation. Gene Ontology annotation, molecular function: dolichyl pyrophosphate Man9GlcNAc2 alpha-1,3-glucosyltransferase activity. The coding region runs from base 58 to 1803 and encodes 581 amino acids. Gene Ontology annotation, cellular component: endoplasmic reticulum membrane. The record is from RefSeq and is a predicted model, not a curated record. NCBI's taxonomy places the organism in Eukaryota, Fungi, Ascomycota, Dothideomycetes, Venturiales, Sympoventuriaceae. The transcript is spliced from 3 exons.